AUGUCUAUACUAUACUAGAUUGCUAACUUCGAUCUUUGACCUAUACAAGAGCUGUGUCCCGCCUAUUUUCCGGUUCGGCCAUGAAAACCGCCAAAACAUGGUGGCGGUGUGUGUUUUUAGUGCGUACGUGAGUAUCCGAUGCGUGUGUAGUAGUGCUGUACUGUAAGUAUGUGAUACCUGAUGUGUCUACACUGAUGUGUCGUAUCUACUGCUAUUUAAUUAGUAAAACUGCAAAUAUAUAAACGAGAUAAUGCCAAGUACAUGUUGCAUUGUUAAUUAUAAUAAUACGAAUAAAAAAGGAUAUCACUUAUUUAAAUUUGCAGUUUUACUAACAUAAAUAGUAGUAGACACAUCAGGUGUCACAUACGCACUACCACGCACUACUACAUACGCAUCGGGUAUUCACAUACACACUACAAAUACACACCGCCGCCAUGCUUGGCGGUCUUCAUGGCCGAACCGGAAAAUGGGCGGGACCCAGCUCUUUUGAGAAGUUAGCAAUCUAGUAUAGUAUAGACAUCUGUGUCGAUGGUAGAUCGAUUUUAUUCGGAGCUACACGCAGUGUAAUAAGACAGUGGUCACGUUCAGCGAAAAAAACUGCUCAGCUACCGUUCCGUAGUAAACGUCUCUGAUUGGUACGUCUGUUCGGACCUGCCAAAGAUUUAAAAGUAUUCUCCAAUCAUGAACAUUUAUUGCUGAGUGGUGAACAGUUAUAGCGGAGUAAUUUUCUCCUCUGAACAUGACCAGUAAUGGUACAAUCUGAUGCAAUAACCGGAUCGCUUCAUUGCACUCUAUUAUACCCGACUGUACUGUAAAUAAAAGGUGGCGUUCUAUGAGCAAUGAUUAAUUCAAACUGCGAUUAUACACGUGCCUCGUAUAUAUAUAUUUCGUGUCCCACCAUUAUACAAAAAUUCAACAAGUUUUGGCGUGCAGUCCUCCUGACAAACAAACUUUAGUGCAUUGUGAAGCAACGAAAUCGUAUGACGUUUGAACAGCUUAUAAAUGUGCGUCGGUCGUCGGUAUGAGUCGUUAUCAUCGUGAUAUUACGGCGAAUUUGUGAAGUUGACGACGAAAAGAAUAGUAUUCGGCGGCGAGGUAGCAUCGUGACAUCGCCGGAAUGGCAGUAAACAAGAUCCCGCGUUUGAUCCUGAGGCUGUUGAUACUGAUGAGCCUGUACGUGGCCGCUCAUGACAGUGUCAAUGCCACCGUCAAGUGUCAAUUUGAGAGGCCCAUGCGGAAACAGGUGCCAGCAGAGCCGUUAAACGGCAUGUGUCUACGAGACAUCGCUGUACACGUAUCCAAAAUGCUGCGGUCCGUCAUCGUCGCCGAGGAGCUCGGUGUGCAUUCUUUCCAGGAGAUGAUAGAUAAGAUGGAGUUCACGCAAAUAUCCGGCAACUUGAUCGUGAAACUGAACUCGUUGGUGGAUAAAUUCAACAAUAAACUCAGGGCAUACAUCGAUGUUCUCAAGCAGAGUUACAACACGAUACAUCCUGUCCUGUGUAAGACACAGGAUUAUUCCGUUUAUUCUAGUCAAAUGGUUGGUCUAAAUAUUAUGCAGGAUAAAGUUUCAGAUGUGUGCACUCGAAUUGUAGCAGUACUCACAACAAGCACAAGGUUUCAAGAAUGGAAAAAUUUGCAUAUUCUGCCAGUAAGCCAACCAGGUACAAUAUGUGGGCCACCCACAUUGGCACAUAAUAUUGGCCCUCUUGUGUUAUCUCAAUAUUGUAGCGAAAAGAAUGUCAUCCUGCUUCUGGAACAUGGCACAUUUAUGUCAGAAACUGAUUUUGCCUUGACUCAAAUGGCAGCCAAAACUAUUAUAGAUAUGUUGUCCGAGACUGAUAAUGUGGCAGUUGUAGGUCUUGCCAGUACUAUUCCCUUAUAUUGCAAAGAUGGCUUAUUGAAAGCAACAGAUAUAAAUAAGUUUCAGCUAGCCCGUUAUAUUGAUAGUUUAACCAGAACAGAUAUUAAUCAAACAAUAAAAAUGGAGCUUGUGUGGAAAAUACUUGAGAGAAAAUUAACACAAAAUCUAAAACAUGAAGUGGUUAUUAUAUACUUAACUAACAGGUUGAGGGAUCCAUUGAAUAUACAAGCAGUUCCUGAUGCUAUUUCAGAAAUAUUUAAAUUUUACUUCAAGACAAUACUUAUUCUUCCAGAACAACAAUCACAUCUUGGUAUUAAAGAAUCCCUAAGCAAUGACAGUGUCAUAGUUCUCCCAACACAAAAUAUCCUUGGAUAUGAAAUAGGAAAGCUAUUUUCUUGCUUGCAAUGUCCUGAUCAGCGCAAGAAAGAUUAUCACAUAUCAGACCCAUAUUUUGAGCCAUAUAGCAAGACGAUGAUACUGUCUAUUGGACAGAUCACGAAUGUGGCAUUGCUGUCUUUAGACGUGAAAUUGCGCGACCUUCUCGAUGACAUAACAUAUUUUAAUGCUGGUCCUGAUAUACAUGCUAUACUCUUCGACAGCAAAGGUGUAGUUUGGAUGCAUAAAAAUUUCCCCAGGACCGAGACGGUAAUCGAGCAACAGCUUAAAGUGCAUUUACAAGAUAUUGAAAAUAUAGAUAGUACACUAGUGGAGAAAAUGAUAGACGAGACCGAAGGUGUCUUAAGUGCGAAAACGAAGUUGGGCGAGCAGAGGCAGUACAGAUGGAAGCAUUUAAUUUAUGAAGAUUUAAUAAUAUGCUUAGUAUCGACGACUGAAGAAGCAGUAUUGCCCGUUGCAAAAACUGUACCUUCGCUACCAAUGGACAUAUUACAUCAUCGUCUCGAUCUGAUGCUUCAAACUAUCGUUAACAAAGACACACUCUGCGUCUAUAGAAACAGAAUUAUCACUUAUUCAACGGGGGUAGUUUAUCUCUCACCAUGGUGUUUUCAGUCUCCAAUGGAGCAAUUGAAAUUGUUGGAAACUGGUUCAGCUGUGACUGUACAAAGUUACAUGGCGUACAUAAAAGAUCUCACAGGUCUCUUGGCCAAUCCUGGUUUGCAUCCGUCCGUGAAGCCGGAUGUAGCGACCUUAGCGCAAGUUUUAGAACAUUUCAAAAAGCAACAUACCGAAAGUUUAAUAAAUAAAUUUAUAGUACGAAGAUAUGUUGUCAGUACAGUCAGUGGCGUGUUGGAAAUAUUUCCGGGAUUAGUAUUGGAUUCUGGUUUUGACCCCAAAAGACGGAUGUGGUACGGAAAAGCGCUGGAGCAUCCCGACAAAGUAGUCUUGACUCCACCUUAUUUAGACGCGGGUGGAUCAGGUUACGUGAUCACUCUCAGUCAAACUGUUAAGGUCUCUCUAGCGAAAAAUGCAAAUGCCGAUUACGUCAUCGCUAUCCUAGCCAUGGACGUUUCCAUGGGCUACAUCGCGAGACAGCUGUCGAAUAUGUUUUCGUUCUGUAAUUAUGCGACUGUGAAGUGCUUCCUGAUGGAUGAUAAAGGUUACUUGGUGUCUCACCCUUCGCUGUUGGAGGCGACAGGCAAGAUAGAACAGCAACAUUUGACGCACAAGGAACUGUUGAUCGCUAACGACAUCUUGAAUCAUGGAUUGUUCGUGAAAAAGAAAUCGUGCGCUAAUCACUUAGACGGCACGGUGCAACGAUAUUAUCAGUUCAAUACGUCGCUCGACGAAGUGCUCACCAAUAUGGCACAUGGCGAGCACUGUGUCAAAUAUCAAGUAGCCGCUAUACCAGGCACCAACCUGUUUAUUGGAGUUGUCAAUAUGACAACACAGUGCAGUCAGCUUAGAGCUUUCUGUCCUUGUAGCACGAUGGAUCAUUCGUGUCUAAACUGUAAGAGCAUGGAACAAACUGGUUGCGAAUGCCCCUGCGAGUGUUCGCUGUACACUUCUAGCUGCACACAACAGAAUACGGACAAUCUAAGUUCCUGCCAGCCUUUAUACGAGCAAGGUUCGAGUCUACAGACUCCGUGGAUACAGCCAGUAAAUAUAAAAUCAUGCCCGUCCGUUGAUUGCAAGUCGUACACCACGGAAAAAGACUGUCUGGGCAUCGUGGAUUGUCAAUGGUGUCAUAUCGACUCUGACGGCGAGACUAUUUUGCAACAUCCAUUUUGCUCCGACAUGUCCGUAUGUUUCAAGGGAAUAUUCGGGUCUUUGAUACCCUACACUGAUGGCACUUAUAAUUCACAAUCGGCGGACGAGAUCGAGACACGAGAAUGGCCAUCAGUCGGGCCGGUGGCUGGUGGAAUCCUCGCGUUGGUUCUCAUUCUAGGUGUCAUCCUCUUCUGCUACAGGCUGCGAUCGGUACACUCGAGCCUGGAGCAUCAAUGCUUACACCUACAUACCUCACCCGAUACGUUGCGCAUGACGCACAUCGAGGGCGAUCCAGAGCCCACGGAAUUGGACCAGGUGAAGAACAACUUGGACUGCCUCGCGAGGGACAAUAUCGCGCCGGUAUCACCGUACAGGGUCUCCACCAAUUACAGAAGACCGCCCGGCGGAGAUAGCGAUCACGGUUACAGCACGAUGACACCACACGACGAUUCCGAGCAGCAGACAUUCGUGGAACCUCUGCUGGUGGUCGGCAACAAUGUAGAGCCAGACUUAAACAGGCAGUCUACCGGAGUGCCUUCUCCUAUGACGUACUUAGGUUCGCCUCACCACGUUUUAGCGCCUGUCACCGUCCACCGUAAUAUGGAGACAAAUUAUUGCUAGCGAAACUGCCAUUUACUUGAAGAAUUAAGUAAGACACUUGCACAGCGUCGUUUUCGAUGCGUUGUUCAAUCUUAGCAUUUCGACUCCUGCCUGUUGAAGUUGCAUUAUUUUUAUUGCAAUCUUAAAGUUAAGGUAAUAUAAUACGCAUGUUUUAACAUUAGAACGAUUGAUCGAGAUAAUUUCGAUUGCCAAGUUUCUUCACGAUCACAUAUUUAUUUACUUUUUUCUUAUAUUGCAAACUAAGAUGUUUACAAACAUCAAGUGGCUCUUAUUAUUUGAUGGUAAAUGUCCCGGGCGAGUUCCAAAUGCAAAAGUAUAUUGUUUAUUAUGGAUGGGACCAUAUUAUCUCGCUCUAAAUCGCCCAAAAUCGAUCGUUUUAAUGUUAAUGACAUGUAGAAAUUUAUUACUUACAAUCUUUAAUAUGUAGAAGAUAUGAAUAACGUUACGUAUUACUUCAUUGUAAGAGUAGUUUUUAUUAUCGGUAAGCGACGAUAAGCACAGAUCUUUCCAUUAUUGACGAGCUUAAGAGAGUAUUUGUAACUUUUGUUACCUAACUGAACUUUUGUAAACUGUACCUAACUGAAGCCUUCCACAAGUGCUACUAACAGUUUACGGGUUGUGAGGAUUUCACGAAACUAUAUAGGUAGCUACGUUGAACAAGGGACUUAAUAUAAAGUACGAUAGUACUUUAGUACUACAGUAGAUAAUUACACUACAGUAGGGUGAAUUAUCUACGCAGUUUUAAUUGCUAACGUACGACUUGAAAUUGUGUAAAAACAUGCUAUUUUACUAUAAGUAAAUAUUGCAGCUUGCCAAGUAGUAUUUUAUAACGUGACGAGAAGUUAGCGAGAUAGUAACGAUAUAUUCAAAUAGGUGCUAUAUACAAUCGUAGUAAUGUAAGUUGAGAGAUUUAAAUAAGAUCGUAUCGUUAUUAUUGUUGAUUAUAGAAAAAUGACGUUAACGAGAAAUAUUAGCGCUAUUGGUAGCGACUUUUUAUUUUGUUAGAGAAUGAGUAAACUUUAGCUCACUGUCCGAAAUACUGCCAUCAUAUAUCGCUAUUGAGUCACAUAUAAUUCAGCCUAUAAUAGUAAUAAUAGUAAGAAACAAAAGCGGAGA
Molecule: messenger RNA, 5764 nt
Organism: Harpegnathos saltator (Jerdon's jumping ant)
Lineage: Eukaryota; Metazoa; Arthropoda; Insecta; Hymenoptera; Formicidae
Product: VWFA and cache domain-containing protein 1
Exons: 10
Coding region: 1118-4648 (1176 amino acids)
Cellular component (GO): voltage-gated calcium channel complex
Molecular function (GO): voltage-gated calcium channel activity
Source: RefSeq, a predicted model, not a curated record